Molecule: messenger RNA, 2083 nt
Organism: Bemisia tabaci
Lineage: Eukaryota; Metazoa; Arthropoda; Insecta; Hemiptera; Aleyrodidae
Product: maltase A3
Biological process (GO): carbohydrate metabolic process
Source: RefSeq, a predicted model, not a curated record
AAAGCAUGUAACACAGCGGUACUUUCAUCACUCAGUCGAAAAAAGUUUACGAAGGCAGAUGCUGUGAACCAUCAGCGUUUAGCUGAAUCUACCGUGACACUGCAAGGAAAAAGAACUAAACAUUAAAAUUAUCUCAUUAAUUUAUUUUCUAACACCUGAACUGAAAGGAUGGCGUAUAUUUUCAACAUCAUCUUUUGUCUCGCUGUUAUCAUCGCCAGUUCCGGAGCGGAUCAAACGUUCAGAGAACUUGACUGGUGGGAAAAUACAUUGAUCUAUCAAAUUUAUCCAAGAUCUUUUCAAGAUUCAAACGGAGAUGGCUAUGGUGAUUUGAAUGGAAUCACUGAGAGGCUAGACUACGUGAAAGAAAUAGGCGUGGAGACGGUUUGGAUCCAACCUAUUUAUAAAUCUCCGAUGACUGAUCUAGGGUAUGACGUUGCCGACUACAGAGCUAUCGAUCCGCUUUUUGGAAAUAUGGACGACUUUAAGAAAUUACUCAAAGGAAUACACGAUCGAGGAAUGAAAUUAAUCCUGGAUUUCGUGCCAAACCAUACAAGCGACCUAAGCGAAUGGUUCAAGCUCUCAGUACAACGCGUCGAACCGUACACUGACUUUUACGUCUGGAGAGACGCAAAGAAAAUUAACAAUACGCACUCAACUUAUCCGAACAAUUGGCGCAGUGUUUUCGGCGGUUCGGCCUGGAAAUGGAAUGAACAAAGGAAGCAGUACUACUUACAUCAAUUUACCGAAGGCCAAGUCGAGUUAGAUUUCCGCAAUCCUCGAGUCAGGACAGAAAUCGAAAAUGUGUUGAAAUUCUGGCUGGAUUUGGGCGUGGACGGUUUCAGAGUCGAUGCUCUCGGCUACGUCUACGAGGAAGAGCACUUCCUGGACGAGCCAUUCGUCAGAGAGGCGAGAGGAGACGAAACUGAUUACGUGACUCUUGAUCACAUUUACACCAUCAGCCAACCGGAAAAUUCAGGUCUGGUCAAAUCGUGGCGAGCUAUGCUAGAUGAUUACUCCAAAAAAGAUGGCCAAACACGGUUACUUUGCAUUGAGGACUACGGUUGGCCUAUUCUUCUUAGAAGCCAUCUAGGGAAUGAAACUAUUCCUGGUGCCCAAAUCUCCUUUUACGUCCGACUGGCUUGGAUGGAUUUCGAGGCAAACGCACCAGAGCUGGACAUUUGGAUCCAUAAUAUGACUGACGUUUUUCCAGCUCCUAAUUACAAUUGGGUGUUAGAUAACCACGACAAUAACCGAGUUAGCUCGAGAUACCAACCGGAGAGCGUGGACGCGUGGAACAUGUUGGCCUUGCUUUUGCCGGGAGUGGCGAGUAUAUAUUACGGGAGUGAGCUCGGCAUGCAGGAUAUCAAGCCGAGGAAGGAGCAACGCCAGGACCCCGGGAACCAAGGCAACGGCAGGACCGGGACCCGGGAUGGUCCAAGGGGUCCCAUGAUGUGGGACGAUACUAGGAAUGCUGGAUUCACAACGGCGAAGAAACCUUGGCUACCGGUGAAUCCUAACUACUGGGAGACUAACGUGGAGGCCCAAAGGCGGGAUCAUGGGAGUCAUCUCAACAUUUACAAACGCCUCGUAGCAUUGAGGAGAUCGCACGUUAUUCGAUAUGGAGAUCUGAACACUUACGUCCCCAAAGAUUGGGUCUACAUGUUCACGAGGUCAAUCGAUACCGAAAAAAUAGCAGUCCUAAUGAACAUUGGAUCAGAAACUGAGGAAGUUUGUGCCAAAUACUCAGCGAACCAUUUACCGGAAACAAUGUAUGUUCACACGAGCAGCAUCAACUCCGGUCUAGGAAUCGGAGAUAAAGUGAAAACAUUUGACUCGGACGAGAGUAAAUGCAUCAGAAUGAGGCCUUUCUCUGGUCUGGUUCUCAGCUCUAUCGCACAAUCACACAAUUUUGCCUCCCGAUCAUCAUACUCCAUAAUUAUCCUCCUUCUAGCGACCUGCUUCAAAAUACUCAUAUGAAUAUAACAAUGCUCCUCAAAUAAUGUUUUGAAACUUUGUUCCUUAAAAUUGUGACGGAGUCACGCUAGAGUAAGAUGGAAUAAUAAAAAGAAAUGUGAUAAUUUUA